GAAGUACGCAAUUAUCAUAAAAAAGAAAUGACAGUAAAGCGUGUAGUAUGUCAUAGAGAAGCAGAGGAGGAAACGUAAAUUAUAUAUUUAAUUUACCAUCAAACAUGUGUGUGUGGUUUCACGAGUUAUAAUUUAUUAUUAAUAUGCAAAUAAGAGCCAAGUAAGAGGCUUUCGUUUUUAUGUCGUUAUAAUAUACCACGUAUUAUAUCUCAUGGCGCAUGCAUAAUUAAACAAACCUAAAAAUAAGAGAAAUGGAAAAUUACAUGUAAAAUAUCAAUCGCCGUCAACGCGGCAGAUCUAUUGUGGAAUGCAUACAAGAACGUCCUAAAAUACGUUGCAUAUUUUAAUAAAGAAUUGCAAAACGGAAUAAAGAUAUAUAUUUUCUGAGAGGUCAUCGUGACAAAAAUAUGAUAUCGAUUUUGUCAAGGUCGAUUUGUCCAGUUGCAAGAUGUUUGAAAUACCUCAGCGUAUUUAGAAAUCGAGAAUAUCAUAUGCGCAUUGCAAUGCGAAAUUAUACCGUAAGUGCCUCACAGACUCGACCAGCUUACAAGAUACGAUUGGCUUUUCCGCCGGACUAUGACAGAGUAAUGGAUUUCAUGAAUGACGCGUUCUUCAAGGACGAUCCAACCAUGGUGAACAUUGGUUUAAACGAAGACGAACCCGCGCCGUCGUUGCUAAAACUCAUGUACGACGAGAUCCGAGAGGGCAUGACGCUAAUUGCCGAGGGACAAGACAAUUGUAUCGUAGGUGCCGCGGUGAACGCCCGCUCCUGUCCUUGGGAUCCCGACAACGUCGUCGAGUUCGCUAGGCGCUGCGAAUGCGGGUCGGCCCGCGACGUGAUCGAGUUCGGGGCUUACGUGACCUGCAAGCCGAAUCUCUGGGAGCGCUAUUGCGUUCUCAACAUCUUCGAGUGCAGCUAUCUCGCGGUCAGGCCGGACUUCCGGAAGCAGGGUAUUGCUAGAAAGCUCGUGCUAGAUAGCUGGUAUCUCGCGCGCGAUUGCGGCUAUCGAUUGUUCCGUGUUGACUGCAACAAUAGAUAUAUCGCACGAAUUGCGGAAGGUUUCGGAUGGAAACAAGUUUGCACAGUACCUUUUCGUGAAUAUCUAAAGGAUGGCAAGCUUGUUUUUCAGCAUAUCAAGGAGCCACAUACCGAGGUUCAGAUUUACAUUGAUCAAGUUACAUUUUGCAAGGAUUAUUGUCCACCUUACAAAAAAUGUAAAAUUACAACGGUGCCAAAAACAUCUAAAAAGGGCGGUUAAUAUUGUCUCUACAAUUAUCUAUUACGUAAAUCCAAAUUGCUUCGUCAAUAAAACAUUAAUAAAUUUUUUAUAAACAUGUCAUACUGUGUUUACAUCUGUAUCAUAAACUUAGUGUUUUGCUCUAAUCAUAUUGUGAUAAUCGUAUUGAGGAUAAUUUGUAAGGAAAAUUAUACAUUUUUAAUAUAAUGUACCUUUCUUCGUACGACUCCAAAUUGCUAAAAUAAAUAUUUAUCCCAGUUC
Messenger RNA from Wasmannia auropunctata (little fire ant), 1499 nucleotides. RefSeq lists its product as uncharacterized. The transcript is spliced from 3 exons. The record is from RefSeq and is a predicted model, not a curated record. Gene Ontology annotation, molecular function: N-acetyltransferase activity. NCBI's taxonomy places the organism in Eukaryota, Metazoa, Arthropoda, Insecta, Hymenoptera, Formicidae. The coding region runs from base 408 to 1259 and encodes 283 amino acids.